Messenger RNA from Heterotrigona itama, 1144 nucleotides. The record is from the annotation of a GenBank genome assembly. Lineage: Eukaryota; Metazoa; Arthropoda; Insecta; Hymenoptera; Apidae.
AUUCGAUACACCACUGUAUCGUUUUCUUCUAGUUUGUAUGUUUCAGUAGUUGACAAAAGAAAAAUCAAUUCAGCAGCGGACGAGGAAAAAGAUUCUAUGAAUUGAAGAUUCAUAAUUAUAUAUGCAGCGGAAAGUUUCCCCAAGUGACACAAACCUUCUUCGUUUCACCGGAACGAAUGUCCGUAAACUUCGAUAUUUUGCCAAUAAGAGUUGCCGAAGUUUCCACUCCGACGAAUGAGAGGACAAUUGGUCUCGCACAAUCAAUGAGGAAAAUGUCGACGAGGAGGAACAGCGCGAGCGUUAGUGAAGACGACAAAGUGACUGUGAAAGUGUAGAACGACCGAUGUCUCUGACGGAUGACGUAGAACAGGUGCGAUGAUCGAAGACGCGACGAUGAUCGUGUUCUUGUUGUUCGUGUGGACGAUGAUCAGGUCGCAGGAGCAGCAGGAUCGGAAGCCGGACUCGCGGCGGGACUCUGCUGUGAAGGAUAAUCGUGAUUCGAGGCGAAAUUCCAAGGAGACAACGUCGUUCGGUCUUUCGUCCUACGUCGACAGACGUAGACACCGUCUUCGGCGACACUCGCGUCGAUAUUACGUCGAUCGUAACAGGAGGACAACGAUACCCCUAUUGAUACAGGAAUUAAGCGACUCAAUUUCUCCAGUUUCUCUGCACAGACUGUAACAAAGCAGCGAACUCUGGCGUCGUGUCGCUUAACCACGAGUCAGACGGCGUCAGUAGGAAAAUCGAAACCAACGUUUCUGUUAAACAGUGGCAAUAAUCUGGGCAUCUUUGCGCUGGAAAUAAGCCGGACCCGCGUAAUACCCCUUUAAGAUUAUAGCCACCAGGGUUUAUUAAAUCCGAUCCACUUACUGGCCCUAAUGCUAAUGCUAAUUUAAUCGAUGCACAGCUCCGGUGCCGCUUACCAACCACACGCCGGGAAUCCAUUAGAGUCGAGAGGUCGGGUUGUUGCUUUUCGUCAGACAAAAUGGAGAAACACUUUUUUUUUUUUUUCAUCGUCGGAUUUCCAAUCAUGCGUAAUUAUUUUUUUUUUUUCUCGUCGGAACUGUUUUCUUUUAUUUUCUAUUGUUUGAAGAUGCUUUCAUUGAUUACUUUAUUCAACUACUCGAAAUGCUUCUAUAGUUAG